Tricharina praecox is the source of this 1345-nucleotide messenger RNA. RefSeq lists its product as uncharacterized. The record is from RefSeq and is a predicted model, not a curated record. The transcript has a single exon. Gene Ontology annotation, molecular function: nucleic acid binding. Lineage: Eukaryota; Fungi; Ascomycota; Pezizomycetes; Pezizales; Pyronemataceae. Bases 136 to 1230 code for a protein of 364 amino acids.
AAAGUCAGGGUUAGGUCUUUCACCAGCAUCAUUCCCAACCAACCAACGACGAUCCAUCCGUUGCUCGGCCGCCCGGUUGCGGGAGAGCAAGUUAGAGUAUCCACGGUACUGAACUACACCUCCGCCACCUCCGCCAUGUCGAUCCUCCUCAACAACCAGCGACGCCUACUGCUACUACUACACUUGCGUCCGGCGGGUGUGCGACCACCACUACACAAUGCCAACGCCAAUGUCAACGCCAACGCCUCGUCCUCGCCGCUGCUGAGCCUCGCCGCCGCCGGCAGCCGCGCCUACUCCGGCGGCCCCCGCCCCAAAGCCUGGAAGCUAGCGCGCUUCAAGAAGAAGGAAGACAAAGCGGCUUUGCCCAAGAAGCAAUCCUUCGCGCUCCUGCGGCGGGGCGGCCCACCAGGCCCACCCGGUCCACCAGCCGAGCGGUUCUCAGCGGGCCUUUCUCGGCCGCCACCGCGUUCACCACCACCGCGCGACUCCGCACCCAAACUGCCCAAGCCUUCCACGAAGCCGAAGUCCGCCGCAGCGACGACACGGCACUUCACCGCGCCGCACAAGAAGAAGCUAGUGCGGGCGGGGACACCUUUGUCGCGGAUGCGGGACGACCCCUCCACGAUCAUCGUGCACACCGCGGGGGUGUGUGCGGCCAAGGACAUGGGCUUCGCCGCCGUCGGCGUCUGGUUCGGGCCCGAGUCGCCCCUGAAUCACGCGCGGCUCCUGAAUAGUCCGCAGCAUGCCGAGGAUGCGGGGGACGUGAUGACCGUGCUGCAGCCCGCGAAACAUUGGGGCGAGCAGCUGAGGCGCGCGCAGAUAUGUGCGGCUAUUGUCGGUUUGCGGACGCUGGAAAAGCAUGCCCCCGAGGAGCGCAGCGUCCUCGUCGCUGUCGAUCAGUAUCUCUGGAAGGUCAUGACGGAUCUGGUCUAUGCGUGGAGGAAGAACGGAUGGGUCGAGGACACGGGGAAUAGGGUCGAGAACUGGGUGCUGCUGCGCGAGCUGGAUAAGACGGCGUAUGAAAUGGAGGCGGCCGGAUGGAGGGUCAGGUUCUGGGGGCUGCUGAAGACGAAGAAUCAGCAGGCGGAGGAUAUGGCGAAGGGGGUGGUUGAGGACGCGAAGGCGAAGCCGAAGGCGAAGGACAUGGCUCAGACGAAGACGGAGGACAUAGGGACGGAUGCUGAGAUCGACAGCAAGUGGCUAGUAAAAGCUGCUGCUGAGCGGAUGUAAGCUACCAGACGCCAUCGAGGGGCAACAAGUCGACAGAAUCUCCUCAAAUCCUGACCAUGUAAAUUACACCUGGGGGGUAUAAACUGUAAAAACUGUAGAAAUCCUGCAUCAAUCG